This is a messenger RNA of Terrapene triunguis (Three-toed box turtle), 777 nucleotides long. It is a transcript of the gene TEX52, whose product is annotated as testis expressed 52. The record is from RefSeq and is a predicted model, not a curated record. Bases 1 to 777 code for a protein of 258 amino acids. NCBI's taxonomy places the organism in Eukaryota, Metazoa, Chordata, Testudines, Emydidae. The transcript is spliced from 2 exons.
AUGACCUCUUGGGCAGAGCGUGAGUUCUUGUGUAAAGAGAGGCAUACCGCAUGGCCAGGGUUUUCCCCAAGAGCUUAUCAUAAACUGGCAGUUGCAAGACCACCAUGCACAGACAUCAAGAUCAAAGUUCGUCAGAAACUGCGCUGCCCCUGGGAAGACACUAGCCGCUGGCACAUCUGGGGAUACCACACCUGGCUGGAUGUAGGGAGGCUGCCACCACUCUUCCCUUCGAGGCCGGACAUACCUUAUGACAGCAACGUGUGGCGAUGGAUUACUGCUCCCAGGACAUACUGCAUGCCUCAGCCGCCCGUCCCGCCUCCCUCAGAGAUGGAUGGGAACACUUACCUCAAGUUCAUCGCACAGGGAGCUCUGUUUUUAGACAAGAAACGUACAGAAAGAGCUGUGGCCCAAAUACAGAAAGAGCUACAGGAAUGCAAGCGACUAAAGAUGAUGAGCGAGUGCCGAGCUCCCCCCAUAAACAGCCAGGGAAAUAUUUUGCCUCCUCAGGACUUCAACCGAUACAGACACCUGACUGCAGGAAGAGGCCUGCAAUCUCUCUCUGUCCAGCUGCAGCCAGUCAGACCUGCAACUAGAGACUGUUGGGACUGGCCUUGCCCCAGCCUCCAACCCCAUUACCAGGAGGCAGCACAGAGACUCGCCUUGAGGAACAGCAGUCCAGUCUAUGAAGAGUUGCUGCAGAAAUACCAGGAGCUGGCUGUGUCUGGGAGACAAACAGGGUACUGUAACCCUCCCAGCAAACAGAACCCAGAACACUAG